UGUGACACAUGCCUAUCAGUUUUAAUAUAAUUAUACAAUUGAUUUAUAUCUAAAUAGACAGCAAAGUCCAGUGAUUAGUACAGUGAUCCAUAUACGAAGAAUAAAAUGGCAUCUGCGAGUAAAGCUUUGAACAUUAUUGUGGAAGACAGUAAACACUGUACUCCCUGUAAGACGAAGGAUAAGAAGAUAGAAUCCAAGUAUUACUGCACAGACUGUGAGGCAUACUACUGUGAAGAAUGUUUCGAGCUGCAUCCACGAGUGCCUUAUUUGGCAAAACAUAUUGUUCUGAAACAUGAUGAUAUUGCAGUCUGGUCAAAUCUUCAAUACAAAUGUACUACACAUGACAAGAAUCUGGAAUUCUUCUGUGGGAUGCAUAAGGUGUUGUGUUGUCAUGUAUGUGUGUCGUUAGAGCACAGGUCAUGCGCCGACAUGGAAUACAUUUUAGAAUCAGCGAAGAACAUUUGUAAAAGUGAUGAAAUAAAAACGAUGAUUCAGGGUACACAAGAAAAAUUGGACAAGAUAGAGUCAUACGCUAAUAAAAUUAAACAAAAAACCGAAGUUAAUGAACAAUCAAAGGAAGAAUACAUAAAGGAAUUGGAGGAGUAUAGAACUAAACUGAACAAAAUGUUUGACGAUUUAAUGAAAAAUGCAUUAGUAGAGAUGAAUGAAAGAGUCGAUAGAAAUGCAAAAUACUCCGAGGAAAUGACACAAGAACUGAAAAACUUUGAACAAGAGCUACAGGAGCUUAAGCACCAGCUAACAACAGCGACUGCCGGAAAGGAAGUUCUUAUCUACAUCAGUCUGAAAAGAGGAGAAAAUAUUAUCGAGGAAAUUACAAGGAAGUUAUCUGAAAUCGAUAUUACUACUGACAAGGACAACUUCAAACCCGUUCUGGAUAAUACAAUUCAAGAGUACAUCGGCAAUAUAAAGCAAAUAGUGUACCUGGAAGAUGAACAAAUGAGAAAAGAAGCAGUAUCCAGGGAAAAAUGUCUAGUACAAUCAGCAGUUUCAAGUGAAGAAUAUCAAGAACUAACAUCCGUAUCAUAUGAAGGAGAUAAAAUGACAAAUUCAGUACAAUGUGAACAUUAUGAAGGGCAAAUGUCAUGUGAAGAAAUUUAUGACAUCGUACAAAUAAAUGUACCAUGUAAAGAUACCGUAGCCUUCGCACCAGAAAAUAGUGCUACAGAUAUAGAAGUGGAAGAAAUCGUACUGCUUACUACUGAAAAGGGACGAGAGCCUAAAUUCGUACCGAUUGGAAAACAUAAAGCGCAUGCAUCAUUAUGUAAAAAUUAUCAAUAUAAACAUAAUAAACCAAUCGCUAAUAAAUGCUUCGACACAUGCCUAGAUAAAUGGGACCUAUACAGAAAUACAGAUUGCUGUUCGAAUUGUGGUGAGCGCUUUAAAUCCAAACUCCGCUGUCAAGAAUGUGGUCAAAAGCGGAAGUAACCAUUAUUAGGAAUGGACAGUCUUGUAAGAAAACAAAAGAACCUUACAAAAUUAAGCCUGUGGAAUCUUCGCCGAUAUUGUCAAGAGCAUUGUGCCAACAUUUUUGUAAAUAACCUGACUCAAAUAAUGGUAUAAUAUAAUGUAGUGAAAAUAGUGCCAAACUGUAGAUAAUAAACAAUUGUAUCAUC
Messenger RNA from Mercenaria mercenaria, 1634 nucleotides. Its product is annotated as E3 ubiquitin-protein ligase TRIM9-like. Bases 106 to 1446 code for a protein of 446 amino acids. NCBI's taxonomy places the organism in Eukaryota, Metazoa, Mollusca, Bivalvia, Venerida, Veneridae. The transcript is spliced from 5 exons. Gene Ontology annotation, molecular function: zinc ion binding. The record is from RefSeq and is a predicted model, not a curated record.